AUGCUGUGCUUGCUCGUCGGUCUGCCCGCGUUUGCGCCUGUACCCACUUGCACGCCGGAGGAGAUCGCGCGUCGCUCGUGCCAGGGGCCCGUCCUUGGUUCCCGCGUUGCCGGAGAGCGCGGCUUCCAUCACGGCGUGGCCUCCGGCUCGCCGCUGCACAACGCUGUUGUUCUUUGGACCCGAUACACACCCGAAGCAGCCGAAGCGAUCGUGGACGUGCAGCUGCUGCUCGUCGAGGCGCGACACGCGGAGGCCCUGGUUUCGGACGGCGUGGCGGGCGAGCACGUGAAGACGUGGGCAGCGCAGACGGACAUCGAGAAGGACUGGGUGGUGAAACUCGAUGUGCGCGGACUCGAGUCAGGUACAGAGUAUGUCUACGCGUUAGUACAGACAUAG
Molecule: messenger RNA, 396 nt
Organism: Emiliania huxleyi CCMP1516
Lineage: Eukaryota; Haptophyta; Isochrysidales; Noelaerhabdaceae
Exons: 1
Coding region: 1-396 (131 amino acids)
Source: RefSeq, a predicted model, not a curated record